AGUUUUAUUUAUGGGAAAAAAAGGGGGGUGGGGGAACCAUGCACUCUUUAACGUCACGUUAUCGGUUAGACGGGAAAUAGCUUCUGCUUGAGGUUAAUUAAAAGGAGAAACACGGGGAAAGAUUUGCAUCGAGUUUAACUAGCUAAAUUUGUGCGUGGAAAUGAUUUGACGGCGUCUCGCGAGCUCCCUCCUCCACCUCCUCCUCCUCCUCCUCCACACAACCUCCUGGAGAGCAAAGUGAACACUUUUACAGCAAUGUGAGCAGUUCAGUAGUGCCUGCGUUAAUUAGGCGAGAGAAAAGAAGUGGAGGAAGUUUAAGGAAGAGAGUUAAGAAAGGAAGUUGUGCUACCGGAAAGCGUUAAAUGGAGUAGGACUGUUAGUGUACUUUACACCGGAACUCUCAUGGAGACUAUGUGAUGUAACCUACAUUAUUAUUAUUAUUAUUAUUAUUAUUAUAUAUUUUUUCCGUCAGUAGAAGUGUAAUCUUGGUCGCAGUGAGCUAAUCUGAUCGUGUAAAUCCGUCCUGUUUAUAGCUGCUUCGUUAUCACGUGAUCCGCAGGCGCACUUUCCAUUAGACGCGUUUGCUUGUGGGAAUGUCACUUCAUAUCGCCUCGAAUCAAACCCACAAACUUUCACGGACAUGCUGAACUACCCAAAGGUUUUUUUCCCCCUCCAUGGAAUUUAAGUGAGACAAACAAACAAACAAACAAAGAAAAACCAGCCAAUCAGCGCCACGAUGGCAAUAUGCGGACGCAAGAGUCGCCCCAAGUUGCUGCUGUUCUUCAUCUGCGCGUCACUGUUUGGAUAUUUCAUCUUCCACAGAAAUUCCGAAGUGAGCCGGGCGAAUCGGCGAGGAGUUUUAUCUGACCAAAUCCCCGAGGAAGAUAACGAGCUCCUGCGGAGACCUGUCUAUGAGAAACCAGCUUUAGACCCGAAUGCACUGGGGGAGUUGGGGAAAGCCGUGAAACUGGAGCUGUCUGGAGAGGAGAAGAGAAAAGAGGAGGAAAGUCUCCAGAAACACCAGAUCAACACUUACAUUAGUGACAAGAUCUCCCUCCACCGCAGAUUACCCGAGAGAUGGAAUCCACUAUGCAAAAACCUGAAGUAUGACUACCGGAGCUUGCCAUCCACCUCAGUAGUGAUUGCCUUCUACAAUGAGGCCUGGUCUACUUUACUGCGCACAGUGCACAGUGUGCUGGAAACCUCACCUGACAUCCUACUGAAUGAGGUCAUCCUUGUGGAUGACUACAGUGACAGAGAGCAUUUGAAGGAGCCUCUGGAGAACUACAUAGCUGAUCUGAGGAAAGUACGUCUGAUCCGAGCGAGGAAGAGAGAAGGGCUGGUCAGAGCUCGACUCCUGGGUGCCACUCUAGCCACAGGUGAUGUGCUGACUUUCCUGGACUGUCACUGUGAGUGUCAUGAGGGCUGGCUGGAGCCCCUGCUCCACAGAAUAAAGGAGGAACCCAGUGCUGUCGUCUGUCCUGUAAUAGAUGUGAUUGACUGGAACACGUUCCAGUAUUUGGGCAACUCCGGAGAGCCUCAGAUCGGUGGCUUUGACUGGCGCCUGGUUUUCACAUGGCAUACAGUUCCUGAAAUUGAGCAGAAACGCAGACACUCCCCUACUGAUGUCAUCAGAUCUCCGACCAUGGCUGGGGGCCUGUUUGCAGUCGGCAAGAAGUACUUUCAUUACCUGGGUACUUAUGACACAGGGAUGGAGGUGUGGGGAGGAGAGAACCUGGAGUUCUCAUUCAGAAUCUGGCAGUGUGGAGGGAGUUUAGAGAUCCAUCCCUGUUCCCAUGUGGGCCAUGUCUUCCCUAAAAAGGCCCCCUAUUCGCGGAACAAGGCUCUGGCCAACAGUGUGCGGGCAGCAGAGGUCUGGAUGGACAACUACAAGGAGCUGUACUACCACCGCAACCCCCACGCUCGUCUGGAGGCCUAUGGCGAUGUGACGGACAGGAGGAAGCUAAGGAUGCGUCUUCGCUGUAAGGACUUUAAGUGGUUCCUGGAGAAUGUCUAUCCAGAUAUCCAUGUCCCAGAGGAUCAACCCGGCAUGUUCGGAAUGCUGAAGAAUCGAGGAAUGUUUAACUACUGCUUUGACUACAGUCCACCUAGUGACCACAAUGUGGCGGGCCACAGGGUCAUUCUGUAUCCAUGCCAUGGCCUGGGUCAAAACCAGUUUUUCGAGUACUCUACAAACAACGAAAUCCGCUACAACACAAGGGAGCCCGCAGGCUGUGCCGUGGCCGAUCCCAUCUCCACCUUCCUCAGCGUUAAUCUGUGCCGAAAACCCCAACAACCCGUCCCCGAGGACCAAAAGUUUGUAUUCAGAGAGGAUGGGACUUUGUACCAUGUCCAGACUCAGAAGUGUGUCGAGGCCUUGCAGAAGGUAGACAACGGCAGUCCUGGUCCUGCUCUCCGUCCGUGCACCGGUUCAGCCCACCAGCAGUGGUUCUUUCAGGAGAGGACAUCGGUUUAAUAGCAAAGCACUUUCUCUACCGCUCCAGAGCUUGAAAGGGUAUCCGACUGAGGCAGAUCUGUGGUGAUCUACGAGAUCCUAUGCUGUCUUUCUCUUCAUUUUGAUGUUAGGAAGUGACUGCUCACUCGUUAUUUAUUUAUAAUUUAACAAAAAAAUGACUGCUGCAGCUUUUGAUGGAUUUGGAGCGGUGACUCACUGCUCACUGUUGCUGGCCGAUAUACAUUCAGCGUGUUUGAACCGGGUUCUCCGGUUUCCUUACGCCUCCCAAAAUCCUGCAGUUUGAUUGGCUAUGCUAAAUCGCCACUAAAUGUUAAUGAGCGUGUGAAUGUGUAUGUACGGUAUCUUCCAAUGGACUGGUUCAGGGUGUGUUCCUGCCUCAUGCCUAGUGUUUCUGGGAUAAUCUUGCAAUUAGGCAUGUAACUGAAUAGGAAUACAUGUAUGAAUAGCAGGAGAACCAUUUAUUUUUUUAUUUUUAAGAAAGCUUGGUUCACAGGACAUCUACUUGAGACUAAAGUGGUGUAACAGGACUGGGAUCAUGUAGAACACAAUAAAAAAAAAUUUUUUUAAAAAGGCAUCGGACAAAACAGCGCCAGACAAACAAAGACCACAGCACGUAAUGCAUUUGCUGUGUUUAUUUAUGACCUAGUGGCAGUGCAGGUAUCUUUUUUAUUUUUGUAGUGUUCCAGGGAACUGUUUGUGGUUGGUUCAUAUUUGUUUUUUUUAAAAAAACUAUUGGUUCAGACCAUGCCCACUUCAGGUUUAGAUCCAAAUACAGAUAUGAAUAUUUGGAGUAGUAAACGGAUAUAGGUACAGAUACUGGCGUUGCCAAUCAGCCACUUGUUUUUGGCAGCUAGGUCACUUCAAAACAUUUUUUGGGCUGGUUAGAGUGUUGAGCGUCUGCAGUAGUACAGGCUGUAGAACUACUGCAAUACUCAUUACAAACCGCUUGAUGGUGCCAACUCCUCCAUUUUCCUUCUGUGUUGUUCUUCUGUGUCCUCCAUGUUCUCUCAAACACUGUUCACUCGAAGCUGGUUUAAACAUCUCAGAUUGCCGUAGUUCAGAUCGAUGGCUUUAACAGUAUCGAAGCGUUUAUUAUAAAUCUGCUGAUCUGAUGAUGAUGAUGAAAAUAGAGCAUGGAUGAUCUGAUACUGUUUUAGAGGAACAGAUUUUAAUGGCUAAAGUUUAACACUCAUUUCUACUCUGUGAUGGAUGGUGUGGCGUGUAUGGAUAUAAACCUGAUUAUGUUGAGUUAAUGUUCAGAUACUUGUUAAUGAAGAAGCCAUAAGCGACAAUGAUUGGUCGGUACAUGCUGUCGGCUCUGUUUUAACAUUUGUUCGUCCAUGUUGAAUGUUUAUUACUGCAGUUUACUAUUAUAAAUAACUGAUCUCGUGCAUCAAGGAACAGCCGAAGUGCUUUAUCUGGUUCUAAAGGGUUUCUGGGGUCUGAGACAGAAAGUUGCUUAAUAAUAUUUUGAUGAAGUUUAAACAUGUGCCUAACUUGGAUUAAAUUAAUGAGAUACACACAUUAGUAGUUUACAGACUUAAACAUAUCAGGAACUAUUUAUUCAGACCGACGACUGACCUUUCGAGAUGCUGCACGGAUGUUCAUAAAACUUCCAGGGAUAAACAGGUGGUUGUCAGAUUGUUUAUCUGUGGAUUUACACUGGAGCACUGAAAGACCUUGUGCUGUCGAUCAAGUCUCAAAACGCUGCAGGGUCGAUCAGCUGGUGAGAAGAAAUCCAACCCCUGGACAGUAAUGCUGAUCUCCCGAAGACGUGUCUUAUGAUCUGUGAAAAAUCAAAUUCGUGUAAUUUUACAUUGUUGUAUGAUUUCGUUAAAUUGAAAGAUACAAUUUAUUAAGCAUGUGUCCACAAUGUCUGAUGCUGAAGUAGCUAUUGGAUUAGCUACUGUCUAAUCUAGUUGAUUUUGUUAAGGUUUUGUUUGUGCACUUUUAUGUGAACUAGUAUCACAGUGGUAGCAUCGCCGCUUCAUAGUUUAGUUUGGGUUUCUUACAUUUUCCUUUAUCGGAAACUUUCAUCUGGGUAGGAUCUGAAAUGGAGAAACGAUAAUGUGUAGCGAGAGUAAAUUCAGGUGAUGGAUACUGUUAUUUAAGUGACCUUAACAUAUCUGAACUUAAUCAUUUAAUUCCAUCAAAUGUCUAAUUCGUGUUUGUCUAUAUAAAGGAGAACAUUUUUGUUCCAUCAUUUUUGUAUUAUGAAUUUAACAUGAGUGAAAUUAUUUGAAAAUAAUAAUAAAAAAAAAAGAAAAAAAACCCUUUCAGUAACAUGUCGCAAUCCUGAAUUGCUCCUUUAUUUCUUUUCUUUUUUUUUUCUUUCUUUUCUUUGUUUUGUCUGACCAAGAACAGAGAACAUCCAUAUUGCCUGUGUUUUUUUUGUUACACUAGUCUUUGCAUCUACAGCAUACUUUUGAGAUUCCUCUUACACUCACUCACACAUGCUUUUUCUUUUUGCAAAUUGGUUGUGAGGAUCGAAGGCUGCUGACAUUGUUCGACUCUGCUGACGUUUUCUCUGAAGUUUAGUACGAGUGCAUAUUUUACCAUGGUUCUGCUGCCAUAGAUGGAAAGAGAGA
Ictalurus furcatus (blue catfish) is the source of this 5064-nucleotide messenger RNA. RefSeq names its product UDP-N-acetyl-alpha-D-galactosamine:polypeptide N-acetylgalactosaminyltransferase 12 (gene galnt12). Gene Ontology annotation, cellular component: Golgi apparatus. NCBI's taxonomy places the organism in Eukaryota, Metazoa, Chordata, Actinopteri, Siluriformes, Ictaluridae. Bases 737 to 2476 code for a protein of 579 amino acids. The record is from RefSeq and is a predicted model, not a curated record. The transcript is spliced from 10 exons.